This is a messenger RNA of Colletotrichum truncatum, 999 nucleotides long. RefSeq names its product fibrillarin. Gene Ontology annotation, molecular function: RNA binding; histone H2AQ104 methyltransferase activity; rRNA methyltransferase activity. Gene Ontology annotation, biological process: rRNA methylation; box C/D sno(s)RNA 3'-end processing. The record is from RefSeq and is a predicted model, not a curated record. Lineage: Eukaryota; Fungi; Ascomycota; Sordariomycetes; Glomerellales; Glomerellaceae. Gene Ontology annotation, cellular component: nucleolus; small-subunit processome; box C/D methylation guide snoRNP complex.
AUGGCUCCUUUCCAGGCUCGUGGAGGUGCCCGCGGCGGCGGCCGAGGUGGCUUUGGCGGCGACCGUGGCGGUAGAGGUGGUGGCAGAGGAGGAAGAGGUGGCUUCGGCGACCGUGGAGGUCGGGGCGGCGGCCGUGGUGGCUUCGGUGCUCGCGGCGGUGGCCGUGGAGGUCCUCGCGGUGGCGCCGGCGGAAGAGGAAGAGGUGGUGUUGCGAAGGGAGGCAGAGGAGGCAAGCCCGGCAUGAGGGGCGGUGCUAAGGUGGUAGUUGUAAGUAUCAAUGAACCCCAUCGCCACGAGGGCAUCUUCGUUGUCCGUGGUAAGGAGGACGCUAUCGCAACCCGCAAUAUUGUUCCCGGCGAGUCUGUUUACGGCGAGAAGCGCGUCUCAGUCGACGACAGCGUUCAGAACGAGGACGGCACUACCACAACUACUAAGGUCGAGUACCGCGUCUGGAACCCUUUCCGUAGUAAGCUUGCUGCCGCCGUCAUUGGUGGCCUUGAGAAGCUCUACUUCGGUCCCGGCUCCAAGGUCCUCUACCUCGGUGGUGCCUCUGGUACUUCCGUCUCUCACGUUGCUGACAUUGUCGGACCUACCGGCUUUGUCUACGCCGUCGAGUUCUCUCCCCGCUCUGGCCGUGACCUGAUUGGCAUGGCUGCCAAGCGCACCAACGUCGUCCCCAUUGUUGAGGACGCCCGUCAACCCCUGAAGUACCGCAUGCUCAUGCCCAUGGUCGACGCCAUCUUUGCAGACGUUGCCCAGCCUGAUCAGGCCCGUAUUGUCGCCAUGAAUGCCCACCAGUUUCUCAAGGUUGGCGGUGGUAUUCUUAUCUCCAUUAAGGCCAACUGCAUCGACAGUACUGCCCCUGCCCACAAGGUCUUCGCCAUGGAGGUCGAGAAGUUGAGAGCAGAGCGCAUUUCUCCCAAGGAGCAGCUUACGCUGGAACCUUUCGAGCGUGACCACUGCCUCGUCGCUGCCGAGUACAAUCGCUACGCGAAAUAG